CGGGUUGCUAGCAGCAGAGCUGGGCGGCGGCGGGUGCUGCUGGAGUAGCCUAGGACGCUGAGUGCAGCCAUGGAGGGCCUGGAGGAAGCAAAUGGAAGUGUCCAGGUAGGAGAAUUGUUGCCUUGCAAGAUUUGUGGAAGAACAUUCUUUCCAGCGGCAUUGAAAAAACAUGGACCCAUUUGCCAGAAAACUGCCACUAAAAAACGCAAGACUUUUGACUCAAGCAGACAAAGAGCUGAAGGAACUGAUAUUCCAACAGUUAAACCUCUUAAACCUAGGCCUGAACCACCAAAGAAACCCUCUAACUGGAGAAGAAAACAUGAGGAAUUCAUUGCCACUAUAAGAGCUGCCAAAGGCCUUGAUCAAGUUCUGAAAGAGGGUGGCAAACUUCCUCCUCCCCCACCACCUACUUAUGAUCCAGAUUAUAUACAAUGUCCAUAUUGCCAGAGACGAUUUAAUGAAAAUGCAGCUGACAGGCAUAUUAAUUUCUGUAAAGAGCAGGCAGCACGUAUUAGUAAUAAAGGCAAAUUUUCUACUGAAAACAAAGGAAAAGCAACUUCUCGGAGCCAGUAUAAGCCGCCCGCACUUAAAAAGUCAAAUUCUCCUGGAACUUCACCAUCAGGAUCUUCACGAUUACCACAGCCGAGUAGCACUAGCAAAGCUGUUGUAGGUGUGACUUCAGGUAAAGUGUCUUCCGUUAGCAGUUCUAUGGGAAAUAAACUUCAGAGCUCAUCUCCUUCCCAUAAAGGGAUACCAGCCCCUCAUGCAGGCUCUAACAUCAAACCUCGAAAUUCCACACCACCUAGUUUGGCACGGAAUCCUGCCUCAGGAGUGCUUACAAGCAAAAGAAAAACAAAUACCGAGAGCUAUAUGUGCAGGCCUGAUGGAGACUAUGUAUCAUCACUUAAUGGUGGAAAUAUUAAAGGCAUUGAAGGAAAUUCUGGAAACUUGCCAAAAUUCUGCCAUGAGUGCGGAACUAAAUACCCUGUGGAAUGGGCAAAAUAUUGCUGUGAAUGUGGCAUUAGAAGAAUGAUCCUGUGAAAAGAAUUCCAAAAAAAAAAAAGGUGACCGAAAUUUAGAGUUCUAAGACUAUUACACAUUUUUGGACAGCUAGAACACUUUGUCUUGUUAAUUUUGUGCUCAAAUUAUUUAAAGUGAUUUUUCAGCAAUUUUUUGAAACAACCUCUCGCUAUAUAAUGCAUGUGUGUAUAUAUGUAUAUAUAGUGUAUAUAUAUUGUAUGUAAUAAACACCUCAAGUCCAUAAUGUCUCAUGGAAAGAAAUAGUCACUGUCUGAAAGAACUUAUUAAUAUGUGUAUUAUUUUUCUGUACUUGUGAAAGCACAUUAACUAUGCCUCCUGAAACUCUCAAACUCCUGUGCUCUGCCCUUCAAGCUUUCUUUUUAAAUAAUUGCAUAGAAUAAACUGAAUAAACAUUCUAUUAUUGGUAUCUGUUUAUAUACUAUCAUAGUAGGAUGGAAUACUUGGAAUUUUGAAAUGGGAGGAGCAUUUUGUUUGCAUCUAGUUCUGUUAGGCUAUUUUUCUGUAGAGCUCUUCCACAUUAAAUUUAUAAAUAUUUUCUAAAAAAGAUAAAAUAGCCCUAAGUUUUGUUUCCUUUCUUUGUAUUAUUAUAUACUAUAAAGAUCUUCACUCAUUCUUUGCAAAUGUAAUUAUGCAAAUUCCCUUUAAGAGAUAAAGGACUACAAAUAAAACAGUUUCUUAUUCUACUUACAA
Suncus etruscus (white-toothed pygmy shrew) is the source of this 1731-nucleotide messenger RNA. RefSeq names its product zinc finger C2HC-type containing 1A (gene ZC2HC1A). The record is from RefSeq and is a predicted model, not a curated record. The transcript is spliced from 9 exons. Bases 70 to 1041 code for a protein of 323 amino acids. NCBI's taxonomy places the organism in Eukaryota, Metazoa, Chordata, Mammalia, Eulipotyphla, Soricidae.